AUGUCGCUCGUAUCCGGCGAGAAGACUAACUUCCAGUACAUCCUGCGUCUGCUCAACACCAACGUUGAGGGAAAGCAGAAGAUCAUGUACGCCUUGACCCAGAUCAAGGGUGUCGGUCGCCGCUACUCCAACCUUGUCUGCAAGAAGGCCGAUGUCGACCUCAGCAAGCGUGCUGGUGAGCUCACCACCGAAGAGCUGGAGCGCAUUGUCACCAUCCUCCAGACUCCUACCCAGUACAAGAUCCCCUCCUGGUUCCUCAACAGACAGCGCGACAUCACCGAUGGCAAGGACCACCAGGUUGUCUCCAACGGUCUUGACUCCAAGCUCCGUGAGGACCUCGAGCGCUUGAAGAAGAUCCGCUCCCACCGUGGUCUCCGUCACUACUGGGGCCUGCGUGUCCGUGGUCAGCACACUAAGACCACUGGCCGCCGUGGUCGCACCGUCGGUGUGUCCAAGAAGAAGUAA
This is a messenger RNA of Penicillium odoratum, 465 nucleotides long. RefSeq names its product 40S ribosomal protein uS13. NCBI's taxonomy places the organism in Eukaryota, Fungi, Ascomycota, Eurotiomycetes, Eurotiales, Aspergillaceae. The transcript has 3 exons. Gene Ontology annotation, biological process: translation. Gene Ontology annotation, molecular function: RNA binding; structural constituent of ribosome. The coding region runs from base 1 to 465 and encodes 154 amino acids. The record is from RefSeq and is a predicted model, not a curated record. Gene Ontology annotation, cellular component: small ribosomal subunit; cytosol; ribosome.